Molecule: messenger RNA, 1640 nt
Organism: Aspergillus aculeatinus CBS 121060
Lineage: Eukaryota; Fungi; Ascomycota; Eurotiomycetes; Eurotiales; Aspergillaceae
Product: fungal specific transcription factor domain-containing protein
Exons: 5
Coding region: 52-1494 (480 amino acids)
Source: RefSeq, a predicted model, not a curated record
GCGACUUUUCACAGAGGCUCUGUCUCUGAGCUUGACCAAUACAACUCUGCGAUGUACCCACCGGCCGACUUCCUGUCGCUUCUUUUUAAUUCCCCUCGUGGUAGCGAUGCGACAACAUAUCACUGGGAGAUGGGCACCAACUUCUCGCUUGCGAAAGUAAAAGAAAUGGCGUUUGCUCUUCUGGAUGGCUCGGUGCAUGGAACCACCAGACUGCUGUACAUGCUAUCCGUCAAUUGUGUCGCCUAUACAUUUUUGACAGCCAUGGAUGUCGAUGAGCAAGAUAAUAUCAAUGUGGAGCUAAAUAUGGCGGCACAAGCAAAGUAUUUGAGGAAUAUUGAGUGUGCACUACAACAUGUAGACACACAGCCUCGCCGAGAUCCACUCCUCUUUCAAGCCCUCUUGAGCGCUGCCAUGGUAAUGCAAGACGCGGGAUAUAUGCGUCGCUGCUGGCGACUGAACUGGGCAGCCUGUGGUGUAGGCGCUCUCCUCGACGAGGAUUGGUUUAGGCAGUCUACACUACCCGCUGAGGAGCUUGUGCAAAUUCGCAUUGCGUUAAUGAAGUGCUACAUACAUGACAGAGCGCUAUCUACUGAUUUCAGUCAGCCAUCCAGCUUGAUGGAUCUUCCUAUCAGUACCGAUCUGUUGGACCAGGAGAAACCAUGCGAUGCCAUGUUACUGACCAUGGUUGAUAUUGCGAAAGUCACCGACGCUCUAUUCCGCGAGGCCCGCGCAUAUAGUGCGGCCGGUGAAAGACAGAUCAACAAAACCAUGGUUCAAGAGCAAGUCAAAGUCCUGCAGGGGAUAAUGGCAAGAUCAGAUGAGUUUAGAAAUCGGCCUCCGGCUUCAACCGAUCCAUAUCUCAUCUCAGAGUGGGCUGCUAUUGACUUUAUCUACUUCUCAAUGAUGGCGAGUCUUGUACGGUUGAGUGCAGGCGAUGCACGCUCAACAGAUCAGGAGGGUCUUCACCAUGCCCGUAACGCCCUGUCAUCCUUGCUACAAUUACUCAAAUGCGCCACAGUUUCGUCUUCAUACAGAAUGAAGGCUCUGGCUUCUGUCUGCUGGGUCGUGCCACUCUUUACGCUCCGCCCUGUUUUCUUUCUCUUCCGAAGUAUGGUCAUUUUCUCGGAUGCCCUGGAUCUGAAACUGAUGCAAGAUGUGUCGGAGAAGCUGGGUUUACUCGCUCCCUCGCGUCAUUGUCUUGCAGCACUUCAUCAACUAUGUAAAUCUUUGGUCGACAUGUAUGCCGGAUUUGCGGAGAGGGCGAUUUAUCAGCGGCAUCGGCAAAUUCCUACGAACAGGCCACUAGUAGGUCAACCACCAGCAGCUUUGCCUAUAGCAGCUUUUCAACAAGCUCCUUCCCAGAUGCAGCUCAAUAGUUCUGGCCACACAGAGAAUGUGUUCUUGGGAAGGCUGCUGGAUGGUUCUUCGCAAGACUUUGGAUCGGACCUUUUAGACUUAUUUGACUGGCCUGGCAUGGAGAUGAUAGAUUUUUGAUAUUUCUGGGCGGAAAUCAUCGCAGAAAGAAAGAAUUGGCAAGUAUAUAUUCUGUAUCUGACCACUUGUGUAAAGACAAUUCAGAGGCUGGAACAUCAGAUCCUCAUCUCAAAUCCUUUUGAUCAUAAUCUCGGCAUCUGGAUCAG